GAAAAUCGACAGGAAACCAGGGUGACACGCCAGCCUCUCGGAGUUCUCUGAAAACAGGAAACGAAGACGGCUGCUCAUCUUUCUCGAACCCGAGACAAGGUCGAGAGUCAACAUUCUGUUCGCCGGCUUGGAAACCUCAGAAGAUCAGGCGCAGAGAGAAAAGAAAACCCACCAACACCAACCUCCCCAAAAAGGAGGCUGGUGUCUCCCGGGGGGUCCCAUCAAGGGCCUGGGGGCCCUUCCACCGUUCCGCAGCUUCUGAAAAGACGGACGGACGGGGCCCACAAGCAGCCCUUCGUCUCUCUCUCUGACACCACCCCAACCAAAGCCGGCACAAUGCUUCCCGUGGCCGAGGACACGCCGCUGAUCGGCUACCGGACCCACAGCCUCUCCUCCGGCGGAGCGGGUCUCCUCCAUGUCCUCCUCUACCACCAACCAAACUCUUCCCAGGGCCCGCCGGAGACGGCCGGCAGCCUCAGCUUCUCCUCCGGGGAAUACACGGCCGAGGAGCUCUGCGUGGCCGCAGCCACGGCAUGUGGAAUCCUUCCCGUCUGCCACUCGCUUUUCUCUCUGGCCACGGAGGACCUCACCCGAUGGUUUGCCCCCAGCCACAUCUUCACCGUGGAUGAAUCCUUCAGCCAAGUGGUUGUCUACAGAAUCAGGUUCUUCUUUCCAAAUUGGUUCGGCCCCAAGAAAUCCUACCGGAUGGGCCUCAACCACCAGCUCCAGCCCAUCCUGGAUCUGGCUGCUCUUGACUACCUGUUUGCUCAGUCCCGCAGCGACUUCCUCAGCCAGCGGGUGGAACUGCCCUGGACUCUGGAGGCUCAGGAGACCUGUCUCAGCCUGGCUGUCUUGGACCUGCUGCGGAUGGCCAAAGAGAGGAAUCGGCCCCUGAGAGAGGUCUUCCGGAGCAUCAGUUACAAGUCCUGCCUGCCGGAGAGUCUGCGCUCCCAGCUGCAGGCGGAAAACUUCCUCACGCGAAAACGGAUCCGGCGCCAGGUUGGCCGCUCUCUGUGCCAAGUCAGCCGCUUCUUGACCGACCUCCACUUCCUCAAGCUGAAGUACCUGGCGGAGCUGGAAGGCCUGGCGGGCUCGACGGCCGAGGAGACCUUCCUCGCCCGAAUCCCUGGGCAGGCAGCCCCUGAUGCCGCGCGGGUGAUCCACGUCUCAGCAGAAAAGGGGAUCUUGUCCAGCCAGGGCAGCAUUUCCCAGGGUCCUAGUCUGUUCUGCGAUUUCCCGGAGAUUGCCGACAUCACCGUCAAGCAAGCCAGCCGGGAGGGUCUGCCCGUGGAGAGCCGUGUUGUCGGCAUGACCAAGACGGACGGACGGUCUCUGGAAUUGGAGUUCCCGGGCCUGGCUGAGGCCCUUUCCUUUGUUUCCCUCGUGGACGGCUAUUAUCGCCUGACGGUCGACUCCUGCCACUAUUUCUGCAAGGAAGUGGCACCACCAAGGCUGCUGGAGGAUCUGGAGAAUCAGUGCCAUGGCCCCAUUGCGUCCGAGUUUGCAGCAAGCAAGCUGGACGCGGCCGGGCAAAACCAGGGAGCGUUCCUUCUCCGGCGGAGCCCAGAAGAUUUUGCCAGCUACCUGCUCACCCUCUGCCUGGAGACCCCUGGCUGGAAGGAGGUCAAAAGCCUGCUGAUCCAGAAGAACCGGGACGGUGCCUUCUCGACUCCCGGGGUUGCCAAAACCUUCUGCAGCCUGGCAGAGCUCUUAGGGGUCUGCCAGCAGUUCACCCUCGAGGCCGACGGGACGGCUGUCCACUUGGGCACUUUUCUACCCCCACUGCCCAAAGAAAAGUCCAACCUCCUGAUCGUGCGCGGGGGAAGCCGCCACCAGCUCGCCAUCUCGCCCUCGGUCCCGCGGCGCGCCGCCAUCCAGAUGACAUUCCACAAAAUCCAGGUGGAAAAUCUGGUGCAGUGUGAAAACUUGGGCCAAGGGACCUUCACAAGGGUCUUCCGGGGGCUUAAGCGAGAUCCGAAGGGGGACGACCAUGAGGAAGAGGAAGGAGGAGAGACGGACAAAGUCCACGUAACCGAAGUGGCCAUGAAAAUCCUGGACCCUGGACACAGCCGUUGGGUGGAGCCUUUCCUGGAAGCUGCCAGUCUGGUUGGGCAGCUCUCCCAUAAACACUUGGUCCUGCUUCACGGCGUCUGCGUGGGUGCCGAAAACAUCAUGGUGCAAGAGUACGUGAGGUACGGAGCCCUGGACACGUACCUGCGGAGGAACACGGCCACUGGCCACGUGACGGCCUCCUGGAAGUUGCAAGUCUCCAAGCAGUUGGCUUAUGCCCUCAACUUUCUGGAGGACAAGAGGGUCGUUCACGGAAACGUCUCGGCCAAGAAAGUCCUUCUGGCUCGGGAAGGGGAUCCGGCCACCGGGCAGCCCCCUUUCAUCAAGCUCAGCGACCCAGGGAUCAGCCCCGCGUCCCUCACGCCGGACCUGUUAACCGACCGCGUUCCCUGGGUCGCCCCCGAAUGUCUGGAGGAACCCAAGAACCUGUCAGCCGAGUCGGACCGGUGGGCCUUCGGGGCCACCCUGUGGGAGAUCUUUAAUGGGGGCCACGUGCCCCUCAGCGCCAUGGAGCCCGAAGCGAAAUGCCAGUUCUACCAAGAGGGCGGGCGGCUGCCGGCUCUGCCGUGGCCUGAACUGGCCCAACUGGUGGCCCAGUGCAUGGAUUACGACCCCCGGCGGCGCCCCACAUUCCGGGCCGUCCUUCGGGACCUGAACGGCUUCAUCAGCUCAGAUUACGAGCUCCUCUCUGAUCUCCCAGUCCCCGACAACUUUGGCGGAUACACAAACGUCGCCACGUACCAGGAUCCGACCGUCUUUGAGGACCGCCACCUCAAAUAUAUGUCCGUGCUGGGCAAGGGGAAUUUCGGCAGCGUGGAGCUGUGCCGCUAUGACCCAUUGGGAGACGGCACCGGCGACCUGGUGGCGGUGAAGCGGCUGCAGCAGAGUUCGGCCGAGCAGCGGGAGGCCUUCCAGAAGGAGAUCGCCAUCCUACGCUCCUUACACCACGAUUUCAUUGUGGCCUACCGGGGAGUCUGCUACAGCCGGGGGCGGAACUGCCUCUGUCUGGUCAUGGAGUACCUGCCCCACGGAUGCCUGCGGGGUUACCUGCAGAAGAGCCACGCCCGGCUGGACCACAGGAAGCUGCUGCUUUACGCCUGGCAAGUGUGCCAGGGCAUGGAUUACCUGGGCUCUCGGCGCUACAUCCACCGGGACCUGGCGGCCAGAAAUGUCUUGGUGGAGAGUGAAUACCGAGUCAAGAUCGGGGACUUCGGCCUGGCCAAAAUCCUGCCCCAGGGGAAAGAUUACUACGUGGUGCGGGAACCGGGCCAGAGCCCCAUCUUCUGGUACGCGCCAGAGUCUCUGGCCAACAGCGUCUUCUCCCAAGAGUCGGACGUCUGGAGUUUUGGCGUCGUCCUCUACGAACUUUUCACCUACGGCAGCAAGACCUGGAGCCCUUCGGAGGAGUUUCUCCGCAUGAUGGGGCACGAGAAACCCCCCUCCAUGGCCAGCCUCCUUCUUGAACUGCUAAAGCAAAACCGGCGCCUUCCAACCCCCCCGGGCUGCCCCAUAGAGGUUUUUACUCUGAUGGAAUCCUGCUGGUCCUUCGCGCCAAGCCAGCGGCCCCAAUUCUGCAAGCUGGCCUCCCAGAUCGAAGCCCUGAGGAAGAAGUGCUGCAAAACUCAGGACUAGCAGGCGGUGGGUGUCUUAGCACACCUGGGGGUGGCCCGGCGCCCAGGCUUGCUCUGAACUCUGCGCGGGUGCCUUCCUGCGGAGAGUGGCCGCUAAAGCCCCAGGGCUCUCUGCUCAGAUUCUAAGCCCACCUGCAACAAACUAAGCAGAGAAGACGCUGACAGAUUGUUAAGAAAAAAUAAACGUAUCAUUUAUUUGCUUUUUCUCCAUUUCA
Pogona vitticeps (central bearded dragon) is the source of this 3916-nucleotide messenger RNA. Lineage: Eukaryota; Metazoa; Chordata; Lepidosauria; Squamata; Agamidae. The record is from RefSeq and is a predicted model, not a curated record.